Messenger RNA from Callorhinchus milii (elephant shark), 7382 nucleotides. It is a transcript of the gene vwa8, whose product is annotated as von Willebrand factor A domain containing 8. The coding region runs from base 1 to 5724 and encodes 1907 amino acids. Gene Ontology annotation, cellular component: cytoplasm. NCBI's taxonomy places the organism in Eukaryota, Metazoa, Chordata, Chondrichthyes, Chimaeriformes, Callorhinchidae. The record is from RefSeq and is a predicted model, not a curated record. The transcript is spliced from 46 exons. Gene Ontology annotation, molecular function: ATP hydrolysis activity; ATP binding.
AUGCAGGUCCGGCAGCUGCUGCACACAGGCGGCUCGGCCGCCACGGCGCUGCGCAGGAUGAGGAGCAUUAUAGUGGGGCCGCUGUUCCCGGGCAGAGGCGGCGGCGGCUUUCGGUUCUCGGGGGUCUAUCAGGUGCAACUGGUAUCCACAGCGACAGGUGAUACAGUUAACAUUGGUGAUGUGAAGUUUAAGUUGAAACUGCCAACAAACCCUGAACUUGUCCCAUUUAAGCACAUAUCAGAUCCUGUACCUCAGGCAGUAGCGCAGCAUCUUCGAUGGAUCAUGCAGAAAGACCUGCUGGGCCAAGAUGUGUUCCUCAUAGGACCCCCAGGUCCGCUACGUCGCUCCAUUGCUAUGCAAUAUUUGGAACUGACAAGGCGAGAAGUAGAGUACAUGGCACUAUCGAGAGAUACGACCGAGACAGACCUCAAGCAGCGGAGAGAGAUUCGGGAAGGAACCGCGUUUUACAUUGAUCAGUGUGCCGUUCGUGCAGCGACUGAAGGCAGGAUACUUGUCCUAGAGGGUUUGGAGAAAGCUGAGCGCAAUGUUCUACCUGUUCUAAACAAUUUAUUGGAAAACCGGGAAAUGCAGCUGGAAGAUGGGCGUUUUCUAAUGUCUGCAGAACGUUAUGACAAACUGCUGAAGGAACAUACCAAGGAAGAGUUGAAUGCAAUGAAGAUCGUGAGGGUUAGUGAAGAUUUUAGAGUCAUCGCGUUGGGUCUACCAGUUCCAAAGUAUCCUGGAAAUCCUUUGGAUCCCCCACUUCGUUCACGGUUCCAAGCCAGAGACAUUUAUUACUUACCGUUUAAGGAUCAAUUAACACUCUUGUAUGCCAUUGGACCAAAUGUGCCUGCUGAGAGAGUAUCUCAGAUGUUGUCCUUCGCUACAACGCUCUGCUCUCAAGAGUCAACAACUCUUGGCUUGCCCGAGUUCCCUGUGGAUAACCUCCAAGCUGCCAUCAAAAUCUUGGAUGUGUUUCCAAUGAUGUCGACGCAACAAUUACUCCAGCGACUUUAUCCAUUCGAUGUAAUGCUUGGCAACGAAGGCAGAACUGGAGUGAAGGACGUGCUGAAAACAUUCGAGUUAUUGGAAUCCAGAAGUCCCUGCAUUCUUCAAAUUGUUUCUGCAAUAAAAGGCAAAGCUUCACAUGCACAAGUCACUGUCCAAGUCAGUGGCAAAGAGGUGGCCUUUCAGGUUCCUAUCGGAACAAGACCUUUGAGGUUGCACACUACCUCGCAAGAUUUUGUUAGGACAGACAACCAUGACCAGCUCCUGGCAGAGAUGAUGCAGUCUCACAUGGUGAAGGACAUAUGCCUAAUUGGUGGGAAGGGAUUUGGGAAAACCGUGAUUGCAAAGGAAUUUGCUGACCUUUUGGGUUACAGCGUUGAACCUAUUAUGCUCUAUCAGGACAUGACUGCCAGAGAUCUGCUGCAGCAGCGCUACACACUUCCCAAUGGUGACACUGCCUGGCGACCUUCACCUCUGAUUACUGCUGCCUUAAAAGGAAAACUCGUUGUCCUUGAUGGCAUUCAUCGCGUUAACCCUGGAACCCUAUCAGUUCUUCAGAGGUUAGUCCAUGACAGGGAAUUGACACUUUACGAUGGCUCCAGGUUACUCAGACCAGACAGGUAUCAGGCUCUAAAACAGGAGCUGCAACUUUCUGAUGAAGAUCUACAAGCCAGAUACAUUUUCCCCAUCCAUCCAUCAUUCAGGAUUAUAGCCUUGGCUGAACCUCCUGUGGUGGGAAGUAACACUCAACAAUGGCUGGGGUCAGAGCUGCUAACUAUGUUCCUGUUCCAUAGCAUCAGAUCGUUCUCCAUGAAAGAGGAAAUUGAUGUUAUCACAGGAAUGAAUCCCAAUGUCCCUAAAAAAGCUGUUCAACAAUUGCUACGUUUUACACACAAGCUUCGACAGACCAGUGACCCUACAGCACAAUCACUCGCCUCAUCACUUUCCACACGCCAGUUACUCCGAAUCUGCCGCCGCUUUGCCCAGUAUCCAGAGGAAAGUCUCCACCAUGCCAUAAAUAAAGCCUGUCUCUCCAGGUUUUUACCAAAUCUGGCCAGGUCGGCUUUGCACAUGAAUCUAAAGGAUUCUGGAAUUGUCGCAACCUCUGAAGAUGUGGAGGCACAAGAAGAGAGCAACUACACGUGUGAGAUAAACUCUGGAAUGCUUACAAUUGGGAAGACUUCUGUUCCGCUCUUUAAUCCAGAUGAAAAGAUGAAAGUGCCAGAUGUUCUUUUUUAUGAAAACACUCAGCACAUGGAGGUGAUGGAGGACAUGCUCAAAGACUACAUGCUGGGAGAGCAUCUUCUUUUAGUUGGGAACCAGGGUGUGGGGAAGAACAAGAUUGUUGAUAGGUUCCUGCAUUUACUGAACAGACCCAGAGAGUACUUACAGCUUCACAGGGACACGACUGUGCAGAGCUUGACUUUACAGCCAUCUGUACAAGGUGGUGUUAUCGCGUAUGAAGAUUCCCUCUGCAAAUUAACCGUGAAGGCUGUUAAAAGUGGACAUAUUUUGGUCAUUGAUGAAGCUGACAAGGCACCGACUAAUGUAACUUGCAUCCUUAAAACGUUAGUGGAAAGUGGAGAGAUGAUUCUUGCUGACGGAAGAAGAAUUGUUGCCAAUCCAGCUGAAGCAGAAGGAAGAUCUGAUGUGAUAGUAAUUCAUCCGGAUUUCCGAAUGAUAGUUCUGGCAAACAGACCAGGGUUUCCUUUUCUGGGUAACGACUUCUUUGGUGCUUUAGGUGAUAUUUUUAGCUGCCAUGCAGUUGAUAAUCCCAAGCCAAACUCUGAACUAGCCAUGCUGCGGCAAUAUGGUCCUAAUGUCCCAGAAGCCGUCCUCCGUAAGCUUGUAUCUGCCUUUGGGGAGCUGAGAAGUAUGGCUGAUCAAGGAAUAAUAACCUACCCAUACUCAACAAGGGAAGUUGUAAAUAUCGUUAAGCAUUUAGAGAAAUUCCCCAAUGAAGGACUUGCCAACGUGGUUCGCAAUGUGUUUGAUUUUGAUUCGUAUAGUGGGGAAAUGCGUGAAAUUCUGAUCAGCGCUUUGCACAAGCAUGGGAUCCCAAUUGGAGCCAAGCCUACCAGCGUUCAUCUGGCAAAGGAGUUGCCUUUGCCAGACUGCAGUUUAACUGGUUACUGGACGUUCAACCAGUCAGGAAGCACGCAACAGAAGUUUCUUUGUCCCACGGCAUCUCGGCAACUUACCAUAAAGGGUCCCGUCCACCUGAAGGUUCAGCGCUAUCCAUUGGAGCGUCACGAGGCGAGGGGACUUGCCUUCACAGAGGAACAGGCUCACUGGAACAUUCCUCUGCAUGAAGUUAAUAUAGUCUGUGACGUUGCUGUAGCCAAAGAUGAUACCAAAGAGACCAUUUUUGUGGCUACCUGCAAUCCGGUUUGCCUGUACUCAAUGAGCGCAACUGGCAACACCGUAUACCACAUGGAUCUGUAUGAUGUCUUCCCUCGCACAGCUACUGGCAUCUGGCAGCCACUUGUGACACUUGCUCCACUGGGCCACUCUCUCCACAACCAAGUAGUACUUCACGAAGAGCAGAGCAACGUGAUCCUGGUGCUAAACCUGGGCAAUGGUGCUGUCUCUCGAGUCCUCUUCCCCGGAGAGCGACAGGAGUUUCCGAAGAAAUCAAAGUGGUGGAUGAACAAGGAGGAUCAGAAUGUUUACAGAAUGUGCAAGGAGUUUUCACACAAAAAUUGGCUAGUGUUCUACAAAAAGCAGGGGAAUUCCCUGGAUGUGCUGGAUGUUCUGGAGGGUCGUGCUUAUUCCAUAACUCUGCCCAUCAAUAUCAAGUCUGUUUUUCUCGUGGCUGAAGACAGGUGGCUGGUGGUGGAAAGUAAAACCAACAAGAAGUUCCUGCUGACUAAACCGAUGCACAUUGAGUCUGACAUGUCCGGAGUUUGCCAGCUGCAUGAAGUAAAUGAAGAGCCGGUCAGCACAGGAUUUGGAUUGACAGCAGCUCUCGAACUGUCAAACCCUUCUGCAGUGUCAGCACAAGAGUUGCCACCGGAAAACCUGAGUGCAGCUCUGGACCAGACAAUUGCAUCUCCAAACAGGAUUCUCUCGGAUAAUCAGAGCUAUGCAACCAUUAUAGUUGGAUUUCCAGAUUUAUUGUCUCCCAACGAGGUGUACUCAUGGAAAAGGUCGGCACCACUGGACAAUACAGGGACAAAUUUGCCAACAGAUAUGAUCUAUGGGAAUCGGAUAUCUGGGAAAGUGAAACAGAGAAACUGUGUAAUCCUGACAGGAAGCAAUCAGGUGAUCCGAGCUGUGGCUGCCAGAAAGGUGCCUUUGAGUCAAAUCUACUCACAAGAUGCGACUCCUCCAAAAGCUGCUGGAUACUUGGAGAUUACAGAUCUGAACACCAAAAAGAUUAAAUAUAUCCCUGUUCCUAGCCCACAGUUCCACUCUCCGUACACUCAGUGGCUUUCUAAGAUUUCAGACACGGAUGUUCUGAUAGCACCCAUGGGAGAUGGGGGGCUGGUGACAGUGGAUAUGGGAGGUCAUGUCCGACUCUGGGAAACUGGAUUCAGUAAUCUACAGCGCUCCCUGCUGGAAUGGAAAAACAUGAUCGGAAACGAGGAUGGAAGAAGACCUGUGCAGAUCACAAUUCAAAAGGAGAGUGGAUUAGAUGUGGACUCCCCAAAACAUGGAAGAUUUGAUCCAGACAACACACCACAUGUUGGAGGGAACACAUGGGCAGGAGGGACAGGUGGGAGAGAUACUGCGGGGCUGGGUGGGAAAGGUGGACCCUAUCGACUGGAUGCAGGACAUAAGGUGUACCAGGUGUCUCAGGCCGAAAAAGACGCUGUGCCGGAAGAUGUGAAGAGAGCUGCGAGGGAGAUGGGCGAGAAAGCGUUCAAACAGAGAUUGAAGGAAAUCCACAUGAGCGAGUACGAUGCUGCCCAUUAUGAGACAUUUUCAGGCGCUGUGCGACGGCAGGUUCAGUCCCUACGAGUCAUCCUCGACACGUUGCAGGCAAAAGGCAAAGAGCGGCAGUGGCUCAGAAACCAGGCUAUCGGGGAGCUGGACGACACCAAAAUAAUCGAUGGGCUGACAGGCGAAAAAGCGAUUUAUAAACGUCGGGGAGAGCUGGAGCCUGAAGUUGGUAGCCCACAAGAGAAGCCAAAGCGCUUGCGCUUGGUCGUAGACGUGUCUGGCAGCAUGUACCGCUUCAAUGGAGUGGACGGCAGGUUGGAGCGCUCCAUGGAGGCUGUCUGUAUGGUGCUCGAAGCCUUCGAAAACUACGAAAACAAGUUGAAGUACGACAUUGUUGGCCACUCUGGAGAUGGAUUCAACAUCGAGCUGGUCAGGAGUGACAAGAUUCCAAAGGACAACAAGCAGCGUCUACAGAUUAUUAAGACGAUGCACGCCCACGCCCAGUUUUGUAUGAGCGGUGACCACACCCUUGAAGGGACGGAACAUGCCAUUCGUGAGAUUGCUCGAGAAGAGGCAGACGAGUAUUUUGUGAUUGUACUGAGCGAUGCCAACCUGGAACGAUACGGUAUCAGUCCUGCAAGGUUUGCCCAAGUGUUAACUUGUAGCCCGCAGGUCCAUGCCUUUGCUAUCUUCAUCGGAUCCCUGGGUGAUCAGGCAGAAAGGCUCCAGAGGACUCUACCGGCUGGGCGGUCAUUUGUUGCCAUGGACACCAAGCAGAUCCCACAGAUUCUACAGCAGAUCUUCACGUCCACUAUGUUGUCCACUGCUUAAGCGCUGUCGCAGUGGAAGUGGUCUGUGCAUGGGACUCGCCCGAGGAGGGGGAGGGAAGGGCGAAAAAAGAACAAGAUUGGUUUACAUGUAUAUUCAGUUAGUAGGUCUCUGCUGGGCGUCCAUGCAAUGACCCUGUGACCCUCAAUGACCUUCGCUUGCAAGCCCUCAGUGGGAUGACAGGGAUAGCUUGGAACGUCGGGAUGGCGACCUCAUCAGCCUCCGCCACCACACGUUUUCACGGUGAGGAGUGGAUUCUGAAGCUGCUCAAAGUAUGGCACCAGGGCACAAAGCAGCAGCCUUCAUCUUCUUCACACGUUAGCCUUUAACUAAUAUUCUUUACACUUUGAUUUUGUACCCUUACAAACUGAAUGUUUAAAUGUAAGAGUACACUUGCAAUAAACAGGAGCAUGAUUAAAAUCACAGUUUUACACCACUAAAUCUAGUCACCAGGACAGGUGGAUUUCAAGCCCUUAUUCUGAUUGCUAAAUCAAUCCCAUUUAUCGUAAAUGAUUUUAAGUAAGGUAUUCCAAAAGUUAAUGGGUUCUUGAGAAACGCUGUGAAUUUUGGGACCAUCCCCGUUACUAGGUGCAAUGAGAAUAAUUAUUCAAGAGGAUUAUCCUUUUUGAAUGGGAUUCUUUGAUGAAGGUUGGAGCAUCUGUCAAUAAGUGAGGUGCUUUCAGUCCAGUGAGUCUGAGUUUCUCAGAAGAGAUACUGUGGCUUUUACCAAAAGGCACUGUUACUGAUGUCAUUAGCCCUUUGAAACCCCAUGUAAUAGAAAAAGCUUCAGACAGUCCUGUUUAUUUAUCCAGUGUUUAAUUCUGUCUUCUUGUGAAUCACACAGUUCUGUCUCUCUUCUACGUGUUUCCAGUUACUAAAGCCAAACUACAAUUAACCCAGAAUUAAACAUUGUUCGGUAAUUAAUCAGCAGUUAUUGGCAGAAAUGUACAUUUCUGAUUUGUGAAAAAAAUUCCAAGGCAGAUUGCUAAAUCUAUUCAAUUUCUCUUAAGCAAUAUUAAAAUGUAUUAGUGAUAAUCGUCUGAUUUCCAAGUAUCUCCUGUCUGUGAUACAAAUAGUAAAAUAGUAAGACUGAGAACAAAAGAGAAAUGAAAGCUGCCGAGCACAUAUUGGUCAAAGUCAAAGACCGGAUGGUCAUCACCGCGCAUCACUGAAAGGUUAGAAGAAUCCUGAAAAAUAAAACAUUACUCAAAAAGCACCUGGAAACAAGUUUUAAAGGAGAAGACAACUGUGCUAGCACCCAGCGUGUUCAGCUUUCAUCUUUGCUGAUUUGUUCCACGUUUUCUUUUCAGAUUAUCUAUACUCACACACCUGCUCUGUGGAGCCCUGUAUCAUCCACCUUGUCCACAAUAGAGAAUCCAUGUCAGUGAGAUGUCAGUGACUGUGCUUUGUUCUCAUUGCCACUGGUGCUGAUGUGUUUAUAUAUUGUAUAUAAUAUAGUUUAUCUUUAGCAAUGCAAAACACAACAAAUGCACAGGAGAAUGUGAAAGAUUCUAGCAAUCUUUCUGUAAGAAGACUAAAGAUGUAAAUGGUGAUUGUUCUAAAUAUUGUAAACUGGUAAACAAAUGUAAACAGUAAAUUAGCCUAAAGAUGAUUUGAUUUGUAACAGGAUUCCCACAAUAAAAUUCAACAUAUUUAUCAAG